Molecule: messenger RNA, 426 nt
Organism: Macrosiphum euphorbiae (potato aphid)
Lineage: Eukaryota; Metazoa; Arthropoda; Insecta; Hemiptera; Aphididae
Source: the annotation of a GenBank genome assembly
AUGUCCAGUCAUAACCGCUGCAGUACUUCGCUAGCAUCAGCCAUAUUGAAGCUAAAAGCAAAGCCGACGGCAAUGGAGAAAAAAAUUAUUGCGAAAAUGUUAGAUUAUACCGACUUAACCUGCUCAAUAUGCUUCGACAUUUUUGACAAGCCAGCAGAGUUGAAUUGCAGUCAUGUGUUUUGUUUCAAAUGCAUUAAAAAUUGGAUGCUUAAUAACAAGUCGUGUCCUAUGUGCCGGCGAUACACAAUAGAACCACCAGUUGUGUGCGUUAUGUUGGAAAAACUUAUUACAGAAAUGCAGUCAGUUUCUGUGCCUGUUGUAAGUCGACGUUAUACGAUAGGUACAGUUUAUAAAGCGCAAGAACCUUUAACCGCACCACGUCCAGCCGGUAAAAGAGAACUUAAUGGUCGUCCACCUUGGAGAUAG